Messenger RNA from Plasmodium gallinaceum, 996 nucleotides. RefSeq names its product DNA-directed RNA polymerase I, putative. Lineage: Eukaryota; Apicomplexa; Aconoidasida; Haemosporida; Plasmodiidae. Gene Ontology annotation, biological process: DNA-templated transcription. The coding region runs from base 1 to 996 and encodes 331 amino acids. The transcript has a single exon. The record is from RefSeq and is a predicted model, not a curated record. Gene Ontology annotation, cellular component: RNA polymerase I complex; RNA polymerase III complex. Gene Ontology annotation, molecular function: protein dimerization activity.
AUGGAAAGUGUAAAAUUUACAGAUAAUUUUAUUAAGCUGGGUGAAGAAGGCCCUAGAAAUGCAACAACCACAAACUUUUAUGGGAGCUACUUUUUAUCAGAGAAGGAAAAUUAUUUUGAUAUAAAUGAAUUUGAAAAGAACUUGGAAAUGAAUAUACUAAAAAAUGAGCAUAAUUUAUUGAUAUUAGAAGUAAAAAAUUUAAAUGUUUCCAUUGCUAAUGCUUUAAGAAGAAUUAUGAUAUCAGAAGUACCAACUAUUGCUAUAGAAAAAGUAAAUAUUUUUCAGAAUACUGGAAUAAUAGCUGAUGAAAUAUUAUGUCAUCGUUUAGGUUUAAUUCCAUUUAAAUUUGAUGCAGACCUAAUAAAUUAUAAAGAAGAAUAUGAAAAAUAUAAUCACUUAAAUUGUUUUUGUUUUAAACUUCAUGUAAAAUAUAAAAAAAUUGGAAAUGAAAACAGCUUAAGUGUAUAUUCAAAAGAUUUAAAAUGGUUUCCAAUAAAUGAACAACAAAAAAUAAAGUUUGAAAAGAAUCAUCCAAAAGUGGUUGAUGAUAAUAUUUUAAUAACAAAAUUAAGUAGUGGACAAGAAAUUGAGCUAAUUUGCUUCCUUGAAAAAGGAAUAGGAAAAACUCAUGCAAAAUGGUCACCAGUUUGUACAUCUGUAUAUAAGAUGUAUCCCUCUUUCACUUUUAAUACAUCUGAAAAUUUAACAAAAGAGGAAAAAUACGAUUUAGUUAAUAUUUGUCCAAAAAAUGUUUUUGAUAUAGAAGAAAGUGGAAAUUUAGUUGUAAAAGACCCAUUAAAUUGCUCUUCUUGUAGAGUUUGUAUUGAAAAAUAUCCAAAAAAAGUUUCUUUUCAUAAAGUUAAAAAUCAUUUCAUUUUUACCAUUGAAUCUACUGGAUGUUUUUCUUCUGCUGAUAUUUUUAAGAAAGCUUUACUUAUUUUAAAGCAAAAGGUUCUUAACAUAAAGGAAGCAUUAGAAGAAGAAACAAAUACUUAA